AUGGGCGCUCACGUUUCAACCCAGCCAACUCUACGAUCACUGGAGCCUCUGCUCACUGCAGAGUCUAAACGGCUACUUCAGAUUGACCUUGAGCGAGUGUCUCUGGAAAAUAUUCAAACCUGCAUUCUAGUGGCAAAUCUAUGCGUGGCACAUGCAAACCCAUCGUCGGAGUUCCUGUUCUUUCGAACAGCAAUUGCAAUGAUGCAAUUGAUGGAAACCCGUACGACACAAGCCAAUGACAACGCAGUCUCUCAUGAGCUCCGGAUCCGAAUUUGGUGGGCGCUUUUUGCAGCGGACAGUUGGUGCUCUUCGAGCCUGGGCUUGCCCCGCCAGAUGAAGGACUGGCCUCGACCAGCUCGGUUACCCAUGGAUGAGCGUUUGUUUGCCGACAUGAAUAUAGAUGAGCCAUUAAACGACCCGAAGGGGCCAUGCAAGAGCCCUGGUCUGUGGGCACAUAUGGCCACGCUUAUCGAAUUGUUCAGCCCAAUCCAGGAACUUAAUUGGCGCGCAGCCAACAGUGAAGGACUGCAACCGGAUCAAAUUGAGCAGGACACGGAUCGCCUCGCCCGACUGCUGGAUCACUGGGAAAUUGCACUUCCACACGAUUUGCAAUUGACGGAGUCGAACCUCAUAGAGCACAGCGAACGGGGCACGGGUGGCAUCUUCAUGGGCCUCCAUCUGGGCUUUCACCACUACGCCGUCUUACUCUUCUACCAAUAUCUUGAUACACGAUCCAUGUUGAGCACGCGUGCUCGGCAAUUUGCAACUCGAUGUAAACACCAUGCUCUCAGUUAUAGCACAUGGCUCGCCCGGGGGAGACAGCAAUCGGGAUGCGAGGCCGUGUAUCCAACUGUCGCGCAUAUGGCGACCGUCUCAUCUUCCGUCCUUCUUCAUACCCUGCUUUUUGGAGAAGAAAAUGAACUUCCGCAGUCACGUCACUGCCUCGGAGCAAACUUUGAGGCAUUGCUUGAGUUGGAAGAGUACUGGCCCAUUGUCAGAACCAUGGUGCGUAUUCCCUUCCCUUGA
Molecule: messenger RNA, 1026 nt
Organism: Penicillium expansum
Lineage: Eukaryota; Fungi; Ascomycota; Eurotiomycetes; Eurotiales; Aspergillaceae
Product: fungal specific transcription factor domain-containing protein
Exons: 2
Coding region: 1-1026 (341 amino acids)
Biological process (GO): DNA-templated transcription
Cellular component (GO): nucleus
Molecular function (GO): zinc ion binding; DNA binding
Source: RefSeq, a predicted model, not a curated record